Messenger RNA from Lactuca virosa, 666 nucleotides. The record is from the annotation of a GenBank genome assembly. NCBI's taxonomy places the organism in Eukaryota, Viridiplantae, Streptophyta, Magnoliopsida, Asterales, Asteraceae.
AUGUGUCAUUCCCGCGUCUCUCCCCACCGGUUAUGCCUUAUCUUCCCCCCACCCGCUUUCUCAUCCACUCAUAUUCGGAUUUCACCAAGCUACAGACGGGACGGCGCAGAUGACCAUCGACCGGGCUCCGAUUUAGGUUCUCACGACGGGACUGGGACCGGAUACGUUCCGUUGAGCUCUUCAAAACCUCGAAUUUCUUUGAUGCUUCCACAGUCGCAACCCAGCAGUCACCGCCAACUGGAGCUUCUAUCCCCUUUUCGCCUGCUUCUCAAACGCCGCCACCGGACGCUUUCCUCAUCGAAACGCCGCCGAUGGCACCCUUCUAUCCCAAUUCGGAACCCUAUUCAGACCUUUUCGUCACUUACUCCUCUCAAAAAGACGCAUCAUCCAGACCAGGUGCGCUUUCCUUGUGUAAGAACUGCUUUCGGUGGUAUAAAUGCAUCUGCUGUUCAAAUAGAUGUAGAGAUCAAGACGGUGAACCACGAAUACAGGACAAGGUUUAGACUCCAAUUAACCAUUCAGAACAAACGGGAAUUCAGUUUACAUUGCAGAUACUCGGCGUUAUUAACUACUCCAUCCCUUUGCCAAGAAGGAAGACUCAAGGAGCUACAAGAUAAACUAGAAGCAGUGAAAAUGGAACAACCACAAGGUCACGAUGAGCUUUAA